This is a messenger RNA of Rosa rugosa (rugosa rose), 1607 nucleotides long. Its product is annotated as phospholipase A1-Igamma3, chloroplastic. NCBI's taxonomy places the organism in Eukaryota, Viridiplantae, Streptophyta, Magnoliopsida, Rosales, Rosaceae. Bases 1 to 1500 code for a protein of 499 amino acids. Gene Ontology annotation, molecular function: glycerophospholipase activity. The transcript is spliced from 2 exons. The record is from RefSeq and is a predicted model, not a curated record. Gene Ontology annotation, biological process: lipid metabolic process.
AUGGAUUCUCCUUUACUUUGCAUAAACCUGAUAUUUCCAAACAUACCCUAUUCAUCAAAUCUAAAAACCACUACCAAAUGCUCAUCAUCAUCAUCAUCAUCAUCAUCAUCACUCUCAAGCGCCCCAAGCAUACAUCAUGAGUGGGAUGAAAAUAUCCAACCUGAAACCCUAGUCUCCCACGAUCAGGAACAAAGGCCGCUAUCCGAAAUGUGGAAGGAAAUGCAAGGCCUUAAUAACUGGGAAGGCCUUCUAGACCCAACACUCAAUCCCCAUCUUCGACAAGAAAUCAUCCGAUAUGGUGAAUUCGCCCAAGCCUCGUACGAUUCCUUUGACUUCGACCCUCACUCCAAGUACUGUGGCACGUGUAAAUACCAAGGUGCUCAUUUCUUCGAAAACCUGGACAUGGCAGAUCGAGGCUACCAAAUCAGCCGAUAUCUAUAUGCAACUUCCAACAUCAAUCUCCCCAAUUUCUUCCAAAAGUCGAAGGUCAGUAGCGUGUGGAGCACCCAUGCAAACUGGAUGGGCUACGUGGCCGUAGCCACAGACGUGGAUGAAAUCAAAAGACUUGGUCGAAGAGACAUAGUGAUUGCAUGGAGAGGAACAGUCACAUACCUUGAAUGGAUUUACGACCUCAAAGACAUUCUCCGGCCAGCUUAUUUUUGCAGUGAUCCCUCAGUGAAGAUCGAAUCUGGGUUCCAUGAAUUAUACACCAAGAAAGAAGAUACGUGCAAAUACUGCUCAUUUUCUGCUCGUGAACAAGUUCUAGCAGAGAUCAAGAGGCUCCGUGAACGCUACGAAGGAGAAGAGAUUAGUAUUACAAUCACAGGUCAUAGUCUCGGGGCUGCUUUGGCUAUUUUGAGUGCCUAUGAUAUUGCAGAAAUGGGACUAGAUGUUAUACGUGAUGAUGGUAGGGUGGAGACUAAAAUUCCAAUCACCGUGUACUCAUUUUCGGGUCCUAGAGUGGGAAAUCUUAAGUUCAAGGAAAGAUGUGAUGAGCUUGGAGUUAAGGUGCUGAGAGUCAUCAAUGUGCAUGCUAAGGUACCUACAGUGCCUGGUAUCAUUGCAAAUGAGAAGUUUAGGUAUCAAAAGUACAUAGAAGACACUAUUUCAUUUCCUUGGAGUUAUGCUCAUGUUGGAGUGGAGCUUGCACUGGAUCACACCCAAAGCCCAUUUCUCAAGCCCACUAAUGAUUUUGGGUGUGCACACAAUCUUGAAGCUCAUUUGCAUUUGGUCGAUGGGUACCAUGGGAAGGGCAAAAAGUUCUGCUUGGUUACCAAGAGGGAUAUUGCACUAGUGAACAAGAGCUGUGAUUUUUUGAAGAGCCAAUAUGGCGUGCCGCCACACUGGCAGCAAGAUGAGAACAAGGGUAUGGUGAGGAAUAGGGAUGGGAGGUGGGUUCUGCCAGAGAGGCCCAAAGUUGAAGCUCACCCACCUGAUAUGUUUCACCACCUUGAGCAACUGCUCAAUAAAUCACCUGGCUCUCAACUUGAAAUGCGUUGAUUACGACUUGAAAACUAAUACUUUUCUUGCGCUUAUUAGUUGAUCAUUUUCUUUUUCUCUACAUUAUGUUGACUAAUGAUGUGAGGAGGGCAUACCUAUGGAGUUAU